UUUGGACUAAACUAUUUCAGUUGUAAAACGUAAUGCAACAGACGCGACAUUUUGCAACAGAAUCUGCGUAAUGAAUACAACACAGGCGUAGUUGCUUGAUAAAUCUCCAGCUGUAGAUUGUUUACUUAUCUUCAUAACGCAACAUAUUUGGUGGCCAGGCAUAAUGUCCUAUUACAGAGGUUCUGAAUCUAAGAGGGAACAAUUUCGAAGGUAUCUCGAAAAAGCGGGUGUUCUUGACACUCUCACCAAUGUGUUGGUGGCCCUAUACGAAGAGACAGAGAAACCUAAUAAUGCUUUGGACUUUCUAAAGCAUCACCUAGGUGUGGCUGGUGUGGAGACAGCAGAUGCCGAGGCCCUCCGUUUGGGGCUGUCUGAGCUACAGCAGAAGUGUGAUCUGCUCAUGGAGGAAAACAAAGAACUCAGAAAGAGGCUUCUGCAGUAUGAACCAACACCUGAGGAUGGAGCAGCGGAGUAAUGUAGUUGGUUGAAUUGUUCUAUUUUUUUCACUGUUUGGAAGGGGCGCUUAAUGUGAAGCCAUAAUUUCUUUAUAUAUAUAUAUAUAUAUUAUGGCAAUGUAAUUUUGUUUAAGUAGUAAAUGUGGCUUUUGUGUACAGGCACUUCCUUUGUUACCAUUACCUCCAAUAAGUCAAUAAAUACUCUUGCAGGAAA
Salmo salar (Atlantic salmon) is the source of this 669-nucleotide messenger RNA. RefSeq names its product c-Myc-binding protein. Gene Ontology annotation, molecular function: transcription coactivator activity. Gene Ontology annotation, cellular component: nucleus. NCBI's taxonomy places the organism in Eukaryota, Metazoa, Chordata, Actinopteri, Salmoniformes, Salmonidae. The record is from RefSeq and is a predicted model, not a curated record. Gene Ontology annotation, biological process: regulation of DNA-templated transcription.